CAGUCGCCAAUAAAUAUAAGAACAGCCACCUCCAGGUUCCACUCAAAGAUGCGUCCAGAAUUGAUAAAUCUCGGCACUCGUCUACCAGCAAAAACAAGGAAUAACGGACACUCACCAAAGUUUGAAACUGAUUACAAUGUUAUUGGACUUCGAGGGGUUCCAUUUUCGCAUCAAGAUUUAUACUUCUUCAAAGAAUUGCAUCCCCACAUAGGAAACACAUUUCAAAGUGGAUCAGAGCAUUCCGUGGAUGGAAAUUUUAAACCUAUGGAGAUUCAUAUGGUAUUCUGGAACUCCAAUUACCGGGAUAUAGUACACGCUAAAUCAAAGCCCAGGGGACUAGCAGUUAUUGGUGUAAAUGUAGAGGUUGGUGAUCCAGCAGAUGACAUUUAUGUUGAAGAACAAGAGAAGUAUAACCCACUGCCUCCUCAACACAUAUACAACAAAUGCACUUGCACGAAUGACUUUUUCUACGGCCACGUGUGCCGACAGCUGGGCCUGUGCAGGUGUUCAAGUGACAAGGAUUGCCCAUUUGGAGGCAAAUGUCGCUCACUGGGACGUGUUCCUUAUUGUGGUAAACCACACACUUGUAGAGUGCGGUAUGCACACAAGUUUAGUCAACUUGCAGAAAAGUAUUUUCCACUGAUUGAGUUCCCGGAAAAACAUGCUUCACACCGAGGAGAAAUGAGGUACCUACAAGUUCCGGAAGGCGUCACGCCGGAAGACGCUCUGCCGUACGAUGGCGGAUUUUACACCUAUCGGGGAUCCCUUACCACGCCUCCCUGCUUUGAAACAGUCCAAUGGAUAAUGAUGAGAUGCCCUAUAAAGGUUUCACGGGCGGCUUAUCAUGCCCUUGCAAUGAUGAGAGAUGUACGUGGUAACUUCCUGUCACGUGACGGAGUAAAGAGACCAAUACAACGUGGUCUUCCAGGAUUCCCCCCUAUUCAGGUGUACCGGAAUUUCUUGUGGGAAACAACGGGAAAAGAAGUGCCAUUUUAUGACGUCUCGGAAAUUCAGAAGAACAACGUGUAUUAGAGCAUGCAUUUUAUUGUCGAUAAGUCUAAGAAUUCCAAAUGUUUGCUCUGAAUAAUGUUAUUGCGGGCCAAUAAAUCUAUGUUGGACCAUGCUCUGCGGAAACUGUACUUAGAGCUCUACAGAUCGGAGAAAACAUGCGCAGACACACACACACGCACGCACACACACACACACAAUCAGAGAAAAAAAUAAUAGUCAAAUGUUUUAUUUCGGUGGUGAUAACCGUAUUCCUAAUUCAUACAUGGACUCAAUCAAAUCAAACGAAAUCUAGUAAAGCAGUAGCAUCUUGAAUCAAAGUAUUUCUACAACUAAUAAAAAAGAAUGU
Ostrea edulis (European flat oyster) is the source of this 1357-nucleotide messenger RNA. RefSeq names its product nacrein-like protein. The transcript has 7 exons. The record is from RefSeq and is a predicted model, not a curated record. The coding region runs from base 49 to 1032 and encodes 327 amino acids. Gene Ontology annotation, molecular function: carbonate dehydratase activity; zinc ion binding. Lineage: Eukaryota; Metazoa; Mollusca; Bivalvia; Ostreida; Ostreidae.